AUGCCGAUUCUCCCUCUGAAGGCUCUUGCACGUCAAGUCCCUCUUCAUCAUCGACCCAGCUCACCCUCUCCAUCUGACGUUACUCGGUCUUCUGGUGAGAGACAAUCUUAUUUAAGCCAGAACUCCUUUGAAUAUACCUCCGAAGACGGGGAAAGCGGGCGCGAUUCCAUAUCUGAAGGGGGCUCGCAACUUAUUUAUUUAAUUCCGACCGCAACUACUAAGACAUCAACGUACGGUUUGUUCGCUGUGGACACAAGCAUUGCUACCGGGCAAACCAAUUUUCCGACUGCUUCGGGUGGACUUGGAGAUGUCUACAGAUGCAUAUUGAACAGGGGCGCGAGUCCGGAAGAAGUUGCAGCCAAAUCUCUACGGUAUCCAAUUCUUACAGACGCCGCGGUAAUUGCCAAAAUAAAUCGUAAACUUGAACGCGAAAUCAAGAUCUGGACCGGAUUAAAACAUCGGUAUAUAUUGUGUCUACGUGGCACUGCAACGGGUUUCGGUCCAUUUCGAGCAUUGGUUUCCCCCUGGAUGCCGAACGGGACAUUGAACUUUUAUCUUACUCGUGAAAAGAAAACCCUUGCGAGGGUGGACAGGCUUCGCAUUCUUAAACAAAUUACCGAGGGGCUCAAAUAUCUCCACGACAAUAAAGUGACUCAUGGCGAUCUGACCAGUAACAAUGUCCUAAUUGCUGCUGAUGGGUCCCCGCGCCUUGCAGACUUCGGUGUUUCGAAUAUCUUGGUAGAAUCUAACCCGGCAUUCUCCUUCCACAAUGGCGCAGUUUGUUGGGCAGCUCCAGAGCUCCUCUUCCCGGAAGGUGAAACUGUGCCGUGUGCCACCAAAUCCAGUGAUAUAUAUGCUCUUGGGUGUAUCAUGCUUGAGGUAUUAUACAGCAAAACACCCUACUGGUGGAUUGGCAAGAAUGCCGUGCAAGUCGUGGCAUCAAAGUACAAAGGUCAAGAGCCCAUAAAUAACACCGUGCAAAUUCAUGCACGUCAUCUGGAUUUCAUGCGGCGGUGCUGGACAAUCAAGAGUGAGAGUCGUCCAUCAGUGGAGGAUGUACAGGGCUUCCUUGCUGAGAGAGAUAUGUCUAACUGGGUCUCGUCUACGUAAUGUCGCUGUUCGGAACUGGUUCAUUCUCGUUUUUUUAUUCUAGCUGCCUCACUGGUGUAGUACAGUGUUAAAGUAUAAUAUAGGAUC
Messenger RNA from Suillus discolor, 1197 nucleotides. Its product is annotated as kinase-like domain-containing protein. Lineage: Eukaryota; Fungi; Basidiomycota; Agaricomycetes; Boletales; Suillaceae. The record is from RefSeq and is a predicted model, not a curated record. Gene Ontology annotation, molecular function: protein serine/threonine kinase activity; ATP binding. The transcript is spliced from 7 exons. Gene Ontology annotation, cellular component: cytoplasm. Gene Ontology annotation, biological process: protein phosphorylation. Bases 1 to 1110 code for a protein of 369 amino acids.